AUGACUGGGGACUCUCUGCUCCCGUAUCACACGGCCCAGAGCAGCACCGGGGUGGGCCUGUUCAACACCACCAUGGGGAAGCUGCAGCAGCAAUUGCACAAGGGCGAAUACGACAUAUUCAGGUACGCACCGAUAUUCGAGAGCGACUUUAUCCAGAUCACGAAGAGGGGAGACGUGAUCGACGUGCACAACUGUGUCUGCAUGGUGACCGUGGGCAUCGCAUCCAGCAGCCCCGUCCUCCCACUCCCAGACAUCAUGCUGCUGGCCCGAUGGGCCACCGGCUGUGAAGAGCAGGCUGAGCGCACCCAGGCCACCAAGGGGAAGAGCCACAAGGCUGCAAAGACCUUAGAGCUCACCAGGCUCCUUCCCUUGAAGUUCGUGAGGAUCUCCGCUCACGAUCGUGAGAAACAACAGCUGCGCGUGAAGUUUGCCACUGGCCGCUCCUGCUACCUGCAGCUGUGUCCCCCUCUGGACGCGCAGGAAGACCUCUUUGCCUACUGGGAAAAGCUGAUUUACCUCCUGCGACCACCAGUGGACAGUCACAGCAGCACCUAUGCCAUUCCAGCCGGGGACAUGAUCGGCAUGCCUGUGUUCGAGGAGGAGGACGGGCGGAGCCCGGCAGGGGAGGAUUUCCAAGGAGAGUGGGAUCAGGACCAGGUCAGCAUCCGGAGCCUCCACGUGCGCUCUGAGGUGGCCGGGGCCACGUCUGCAGCGUUUGCUGGGGGGGAGGGGAUCCAACUGGACUCCCACAAGCCCGGUACCGUGCCCGAUGUGGCCACUGCAAAAGCAAAGCCUACGGUGCUUGACAAAGAGUCAGCAUUGCGGGCAACGACAAAGGUGGAGACAGCAUGGGUGGCAGGAGGCACCGCAGCGGGUGCUUUGAGCGUGGCAGUGAUCAAGUCUCCUGCCCAUGAAGAGCAGAGCACCGCCACGGCGGCCACAGCCAGCGACGGUCCAGGAGGAAGCAAAACCAAUAUAGCCACUGGGGGCACUGCCGGAACAUCCCUGAGGAGCAGGAAAAUGGCCCUGGCAGGUGCUGCGGACAAUUCACAGUACGCUUCCAGCACGUCCACCAGCCUCUCCCCAGAGGCCGGCAGGACUGCGGUCGGAGCAGAACCUACCAGCGAGACUGUCAGAGGAAGAGCCGACAAGGAGGACGAGGGGACCCUCAUCUCAACCUUGCCACAGGAAGGCCAAGUGAGUGAACAGGAUGGCAGCUCACAGAGGGUGUCCCAGGCCCGCAAGGGAAGAAGGGAGAGCAGGGAGCAGUGGGAAGAGGAGAGAGCUCUUAGGAGCCCCUCGCUCUGCAGUUCAGUGGAAAGCCACCACAAGGCAGCGGGGAACAAGAUAAUCCAAAAAGCAGCUGGCCGGUGCUCAGGCGGCCGUAGAGCCACUAGAGACGACCAGAAGGAGAAAGGCCACGGCAGCCCGGGGGGCAGCGAGCAGGGCACUGGUCACAAAGGCGUCAGCCGUGCUCCCAUCACCAACGAGCCCAGGACCUCGCACAAACCGGGCAGGAGCUUAUCUACAGCGAGUUCAGGUUCCGCCACCAAGAUAUUCAGCAGGAUCAGCUCCUUCUUGAGGAAUAUCAGAGCCAGUCUUACUAGAAAGACAGCGGGCUCAUCACGCGAUAAAGGUGUGAACAUCCUGGCGAAGGCAGUGGAAGGGACCCGAAUGGAGGCCAUCAUAGAGACAGCAGAGACUGGCCAGGGGCUGGAAAUCACUGGUGGUGUGACAUCUGAGGCCAUGGAGCCAGUGACCAUUGAAGCCCAUCAAUAGGACCUAGAGCUGGAAGCUGCAAAGGGGAC
Balaenoptera ricei (Rice's whale) is the source of this 1808-nucleotide messenger RNA. It is a transcript of the gene GARIN4, whose product is annotated as golgi associated RAB2 interactor family member 4. Gene Ontology annotation, cellular component: nucleus. The record is from RefSeq and is a predicted model, not a curated record. The transcript has a single exon. Lineage: Eukaryota; Metazoa; Chordata; Mammalia; Artiodactyla; Balaenopteridae. The coding region runs from base 1 to 1779 and encodes 592 amino acids.